Messenger RNA from Fusarium tjaetaba, 381 nucleotides. RefSeq names its product lea domain protein. Bases 1 to 381 code for a protein of 126 amino acids. The record is from RefSeq and is a predicted model, not a curated record. The transcript is spliced from 2 exons. Lineage: Eukaryota; Fungi; Ascomycota; Sordariomycetes; Hypocreales; Nectriaceae.
AUGUCUUUCCUCACAGAGAACGUCAUCCGCCGUGUCGCCCUCGCACCUCGCGUUAUCGCCUUCCAGGCUCCUCGAACAUUCACCACGAGCUUUGCUUUGCAGCGAACUGCCACAGAUGCUGUCAAGGACACUGCCAAGAAGGUUGAUCGUGUUGUGAGCGACAAGAUUGUCGACGGCAUUGAGGCUGGCGAAAACGUUGCCUCGAAGGCCAAGGAUGUUGCCCAGGAUGUGACUGGUGGCAGCGCCACCGGAAAGGCACAAGAGCUCCGAGGAGAGGCUGCUGGCAAGGCCCAGGAGCUCAAGGGUGAAGCUAAGGGCGCUGCUGAGCAGGCCAAGGGCAAGGUGAAGGGUGCGGCUGAGGAGGUCAAGGGCAAGUUGUAA